CUAAAUGUCUCACUCACUCCCAACACGAGCUCAGUGCCCUUUAACUGUCGAAUUGGAAGCUGACUUCACCGUGGCAAAGCGUCGCCGUCAUUGUUUUGGUCCCUGAGAGAAGAGGAGAAGAGAGAAGACAGGCGCCUUGUAGUUUUAUUAAACAGAUCAGUCAUCAUGACAACCAAGCGUGGACUGAUAACGGACUCAUUCAGGGUGGUAAAGAGAGCAAGGAGGGCGAGCAAUCGAGUGAAGAGAGCCAUUUCUCCCCCACCACAGAAAGAGGCUGACACUCUAACAGUCAGAGAUAAGGAGCUGCAGAAGCUCAGACAGUUUGAUCUGGACUCGAAGUUUGGGCCCUGCACAGGUAUCGGCAGGCUGCAGAGAUGGGAGAGAGCAAAGUUCCAUGGUCUGAAUCCACCUGAGGAGAUCAGAGACCUGCUGCUGCAGACACACACUGACCCCGAAUAUUACCAGAGCCUAUGGAGUGAAUAUCCUUUGUAAGGAAGUCAUCCAGAGGAAAGAACACACUCUCCAACAAAAGUGAAAUCAAGUUUGUUUCUAUGUAAAAAACAAUGUAAUCAUAGUGUCAGAGGGCUUUGCACUAUGUACAGCACUGACCCUGUUUAAAAAUCCAGAAAAAGAAAAAGAGAGUGAAAACCCUGGCAACAGAAGAUGGUCCUUCUUUCAGCAUAGAGUUCGAAGAAUGACUGGAUGUGUUUUUAUUUUUUUAUUUUUUGCAGUUAAAAAUGUUGUCUUCUAACCACUAACUCUUUCUUUACAUUUUAACUAAAAUCUACCGGAACGCUG
Molecule: messenger RNA, 798 nt
Organism: Platichthys flesus (European flounder)
Lineage: Eukaryota; Metazoa; Chordata; Actinopteri; Pleuronectiformes; Pleuronectidae
Gene: pold4
Product: DNA polymerase delta 4, accessory subunit
Exons: 5
Coding region: 166-492 (108 amino acids)
Biological process (GO): DNA-templated DNA replication; DNA synthesis involved in DNA repair
Cellular component (GO): delta DNA polymerase complex
Molecular function (GO): DNA-directed DNA polymerase activity
Source: RefSeq, a predicted model, not a curated record